UGUGUGUGUAUGUCUGCCAGAGACUCUGUUUGACCACAGGUAGUACUCACAUUACCCUGCCUGUGCUGUUCUCUGCUGCAGACUGCCUGGACCAGGACGUCUGCAGUUCAACCAACAACAGAAGUGGAAUUUCCCAGGGGCACCAAAAGCAUGACAUUCGAGUUUUCCUGAACAACUGAAGUGGAACGUAAGAGUUUGCUGGUCCAAGAGAGUACCAUGGACGGUGAACAAGGGCCAAGGAGUGACAAGCCAGGAGGCUCUCCUCACCUCAGAUUUCUUUCAAAUCCAUUGAUGGGGGAUAUCGUGUCUGAUUGGUCUCCCCUGCAUGAUGCUGCAAUCCAUGGACGUCUGCUGACCAUGAGGAACCUUAUCAGCCAGGGCUGGCCUGUAAACAUCAUUACAGCCGAUCAUGUGUCUCCACUCCAUGAAGCAUGCCUCAGAGGUCAUCUCUCCUGUGCAAAUGUCUUACUAAGCCACGGAGCUCAGGUGAAUGGCAUGGCUAUUGAUUGGCGAACCCCCUUGUUUAACGCUUGCGUUAACGGCAACCAGGACUGUGUGAAUCUGCUGCUGCAGCAUGGAGCCGCUGCCCAUCCUGAGAGUGAUCUGGCCUCUCCCAUCCACGAGGCUGCUAAGAGAGGGCAUGUGAAGUGUAUCGAGACCCUUGCAGCUCAUGGGGCCAAUAUUGACUACAACAUCAGCCACCUGGGCACUCCUCUGUAUGUGGCUUGUAAAUACCAGCAGAUAGCCUGUGCCAAGAAGCUUCUGGAGUCAGGAGCAUCUGUGAAUCAAGGCAAAGGUUUGGAUUCUCCUCUUCAUGUGGUGGCCAGGAUGUCCAAUGGGGAUAUGGUGCAUCUGCUCAUGGACUUCGGAGCAAGUGUUUAUGCUAAGAACGCUGAAGGCAAACGUCCCGUAGAGCUGGUGCCUCCAGAGAGUCCUGUGAUCGAGAUCUUCUUGCAGAGAGAAGGACCUCUGUCUUUGAUGCAAUUAUGCCGCCUGAGAAUCCGGAAAUGCUUUGGCAUUCGGCAGCAUCAUAAGAUUUCUGGACUCCUCCUCCCGGAAGACCUGAAGCGCUUCCUUUUACACCUUUAAGUGUGUAGGGGGUGGAUCCACAAACAACUGAAAUGUUGUUGAAACUUCUGCCACUGGAGUUUCAAAUAAACAGGCUUAUA
This is a messenger RNA of Acomys russatus (golden spiny mouse), 1169 nucleotides long. RefSeq names its product ankyrin repeat and SOCS box containing 9 (gene Asb9). Gene Ontology annotation, biological process: protein ubiquitination; intracellular signal transduction; positive regulation of protein catabolic process. NCBI's taxonomy places the organism in Eukaryota, Metazoa, Chordata, Mammalia, Rodentia, Muridae. Gene Ontology annotation, molecular function: protein binding. The transcript has 7 exons. Bases 217 to 1089 code for a protein of 290 amino acids. The record is from RefSeq and is a predicted model, not a curated record.